ACAUACCGACUGUGUAAAAAGUGUGUUAACCAUUAUAUCUCUCCAAAUUCUAGAAUUUUACUUAAAAAGCCAAUCUUCAAAUAUCACAAUUUUCAGUUAUAUUUAUCAAAAAUCAAAAGAAUUGUUUUCAAACAGUACGAAGGUUAUCUUCUAUUUUUGGUAUCAAAGAGAGAACCAAUAAAAAAUCGUUUUUCAUUCUACUUAGGGAUGUUAUAUUUCGUCGGCCAUUGACGAGGUGCAGGGACUGAGGGAGAGAUAAACUUAAAGAUUUUGGAAGAUUAUUUCUCGUAUUGAAAUUGGCAGUUAAUCUAAACUCUGAAUGUUGGAUGAUGUCGUUAAGUAAUGUCACGCUUGAUUAUUUAAUCGUGUGUUAUCGUGCGCUGUCCUGAAUAGUUGUUUACAUUGGAGUCGUGAAUUCCAACUCAGAAAAUGACAGUUGAACAACCGGCGCUACCACAACACAAGAUUCAUUCACAGAGGCCUAGAGAUGGUGAAAAUCUGUUGUUUGCUAAAGUGAAAGAAGUAACUGGAGUCGAUGAUGAUGUGGUAAUAAGAAGAGCAUGUGAAGCCUGCCAGGAUAGUAAUGGAAAAGUGAAAGUUGAAGAUGUUGUCACAAUGUUAUUGAAUGAUGAUUCAUUUCGCUCUAAAUCAAAGUCCAAAGUGGUUGCAUUAUCUCCCAGAGAUGAUGUUACAAAAAAUGCAGAUACUCAAACUGGACAAUCGACAAUUGAUGCACGUGGUCAACAGGGCUGUGAAAACAAGAACUCUUCCAUAAAACAGGAUGUACCAUAUGGUCCAGAGAAUAAGAACCAUGGUGUCAUUGAUUUGACUAAUGAUACUGGUGACCAGGAUGAUAUUCAGAAGGCUAUUGCUGCCAGUCUUCAGGAAUCACAGGGAAUAUUAGGAGGGCAGAUAUCCAGGGAAGAACAAGAUAUCAGCAGAGUUUUAGAACAAAGUUUAGCUGAAAGUAAGGCAGGUUCAAAGAGAAAAAGAGGAGAUAUUUGGUUUGUUGAUCCAUUGAAUCCUCAUGAAAGAAAGAGACAAGAAGGGUGUCCUGUGGGUCUAAAAAAUGUUGGGAACACUUGCUGGUUUAGUGCUGUCAUUCAGUCUCUCUUUCAUUUACGGAAAUUUCGGCAUUUGGUCUUAAACUUCAAAAUCCCAAAAGAAUUGUCUCAGGGGAACUCAACAGAAACAAGGAAUCUUCGAUUUAUGCAAGAGCUUCGAUACCUAUUUGCCCUAAUGGUUGGUUCACAGAAGAAGUAUGUAGAUCCCUCAAAGGCUGUUGAGAUAUUGAAGGAGGCUUUCUCUUCAUCGGCCUCAACAGGUGUUGGUGACAGUCAACAGGAUGUGAGUGAAUUCCAACACAAAUUAUUGGAGUGGUUAGAGGAUGCUUUCAAGUCUCACCCCUCUAGAUCUCCUUCCCCUACACCUUGUGGAAGCAAUGACAUGGAAGAAUACAGGGAAAUCAAGAAUCCAAUGUGUGAGCUGUUCUAUGGACAGUACAGAGCAGAGGGUAUUAAUGAAGGAAAAAGAUUUAGCAAUGAAGAGAAUUUUGGUCAGUUUCCAUUACAAGUGAAUGGUUUUCGUGAUAUUCAUGAAAGCUUGGAAGCAGCUACAGCACAAGGUGAAAUCGAGACUAUAAACAGGGAUGCCACUCAAAAAUCAGGACAAGAGCUAUGGUUUACAAGACUCCCUCCAGUGUUGACAUUUGAAUUAUCUCGUUUCCAAUUUAAUCAGCAACUUGGAAGACCAGAAAAAAUACAUAAUAAGAUAGAAUUUCCCCAUGUGAUAUAUAUGGAUAGGUAUUUAGACUGUAAUAAUCAUGACACACGCCAACGAAGAGAACAAGUUAAGAAGCUGAUGGAGGAGCUUGUAGUUUUGUAUUCCAAAUUAGACAAAUUUAAUCAUUAUGGAUCCGGCAGUAAAAAGGUCCCUUUACAAGAUGUGCUUUCUUAUGCUUUGGAAUUUGCUCAAAGCAAACCUAAUUCAAACUCUUCACAAGAUGUAGAAAUGGAAUCUCCUAAAGCAUCUUGCAGUACAGUUUCUGAAACUGAGAAGCAAGAAUGUAGUUCUGACAUGGGAGCUGAUGUCUUGCCUUGUUCGAUGUCCACAGACAUCACUAUGACUACCAUUCCUUCCACACCUGUCAAAGGUUACAAAGAGGUGGAUUACAUCUGUAACCCAUCUCCGCGCCAUGUCAGUGAGAAUGAAUUAAAUGUUCUUCAACACUGUCUUCAUCGAUGGAGAACGGAAGUGGAACAAGAUGUUAGGGAGUUACAAGAGAAGAUUAAUAAAUUAGAAAUUACUAAAAACAGUAUGUACUCAGAUGAGGCAAUGAAAAAGUGUCCUUAUCAUUUACACGCUGUGUUAGUACAUGAAGGCCAGGCUGCCUCAGGCCACUACUGGGCCUACAUAUAUGACUCCAUUAACAAAGAGUGGCUGAAAUUUAAUGACAUCGCCGUGACCAGUGCAUCGUGGGAUGAUUUGGUGAAGGAGAGUGUGGGAGGAUAUCACAACGCCAGUGCUUACUGUCUGAUGUAUGUUGGACAGUCACAUGUGGAAUCUAAUUCUCAAACAGACAUGCCUCCUCAGUCUGAUAUUGAAAACCUUCCAGAUGAUUUGAAGGAAAUUGUGAUAGAUGACAAUAAAAGAUUUGCACAAGAAAUAGUAGACUGGGAUGAGGCACAGUCUAGGAAUACUAUUUCACCUAGUGGAGGAUCCAUUAGUAGUGGAGGAGGAGAUGGAGAUGUCAAACAAGAGAGAACAUCAGCCAAAAGUUUGUUGAGUCAAACAGCAAGUACACAGACCCCAAUUGUGGUCAAAUCAAAUCUUCCAGUUCAGCAUGCAGAGAUGAUGGUUGAGGAAACGUUGCAACAAUUUUGUCUUGUAACAAAAAGUGAAACAUACGCAAAUAUGGAGCCAGAGACUGUUCUUAAACUGGCUAUCCAAUCUGAGCUGAAACACAUGGAUCAAAUUUUCCAAACCUUCUGCCAAAAAGUCCCUUGUGAAGACCCCCGCUUGAUGUAUCCUGUUGUCUACCUUAAAUGUUGUAUGGCUCCAGCCAGAGUGAUUGACAGAUUUCUACAUGAACAAUUUUCUUACUGUCCUCUGGAGGAUGAUACGAGCAUGAUCAGAGCAAAAGAAGUAAAAAGAGCUGCCAUCAAAAGACUGGAAUUACAACUGCAAGUACGCGAUGGUGAUAUGCUGGAAAAAAUGACGCAGACUUGGCAUGACAAAUACAACCAGUUCAGAAAAAUUGCGUUUUUCUUUGUGAGGGGACUACAGCUCUUUCAUAAUGAGAGGUAUGAAGACGCUUUGUUGUAUCUAGUCCAUUGUUACUCAUUAAACAGUAAUUUGGUAGAUAAAAAUAAUGAAAACUGGGGCUUACAGAAGAAAUUAGUCAAUUUCUACAGGAGGCAAUGUUUAUUGCACCUGAAUGAUAUAGCCACAAGCCAGUUUGAAACACAAGAUGACAUUCGAGAUUGCUUGAAGUUAAUGAAUGAUUUUGUGGUUCCCUGUCUUCCAUUGCUGUUAUCAUCAUGUUACCAAGAUGAUGUUCAUGCUGGAGAAGAAAUGAGAGAAAAAUGGUGCUCCUUUUUAGGGCAGGAGAUCUGUGAUGAAAAGAUAGAAAAAUUGCAAGAUUUGAUGUCCAAAUUGUUUGAUCCUCCUUCUGAGAGUAAGAGUGCACAAAUUGCUGCUGUAACAACAAAAGACUUGAAGGAAUUGUACAGAGACUAUCUAGAUGUCAUGAACAUAGCAUUUACUUCUGGUUAUGUGGAAAGGGCAGCCAACAGCAACUGAGAGGAGCUGGCAUCAUUUCUUUCCAUAAUGCUAUGUGUACUAAUCUCCUUUUACAUCCAAAUCUUUGCUGCUAUAAUGAGUAAAAAGGAAGGAAAUAAAACCAAAGAUUGAUAGCAAAUGACAAAUAUUAUCCACAGCAUCCAGAACAUGGCUGCCUUGGCUGAAGAAUGUUGGCAUGUCCAUUCUCCAAAUAUUAGCUCAGUGCAAAUGUUCCUGUAGAUGUCUACAAGAAGUAUUCUUAUGUUUGGGAAACAACAAAUUCUACAGAGCAUUUGACUGGAUAGCUGUUAGCAAGAUUUUCAGAUUUUGACUGAAUAAGAAUCAGUUGGUGCAAGAAAAUGGCUUUUCACUUGGUGCAUAAAAUGAAGUAGGAUUACAAGGUGUUAAUCUCUUCACAACAGAAAGAUCUGAGAGAGUUGAUAAAGAUCAUUUAAUGAGAUGUGAUAAAUUCUAAGUGUUCAUUCAUAUUCAUUUAUACAGGAGAUGUAAUACUUCUCCUUUUUUUCCACUUUUUUGGUUUAGUGAACAGAUCAUAAUGUCAUCAGCACAAGUUGUAGAUGUACAUGUUAGUCACAUAUACCUUAUAAUUUAUUUCAUAAUUAUGAAGUUGAAAAAACUGUAAAUAAAGAGUACUUUUGAUACAGUUUGUACAGUGUACAGAUUUUGAUUUGUUAUAUCUGCCAUUAAGUACAAUAUUUACACAUUAUUUCACGAGUUGUUCUUGAAUUUGAAUAAAUCUUAAAUCCCAGUU
Ostrea edulis (European flat oyster) is the source of this 4552-nucleotide messenger RNA. Its product is annotated as ubiquitin carboxyl-terminal hydrolase 25-like. Gene Ontology annotation, molecular function: cysteine-type deubiquitinase activity; proteasome binding. Gene Ontology annotation, biological process: proteasome-mediated ubiquitin-dependent protein catabolic process; regulation of proteasomal protein catabolic process; protein deubiquitination. The transcript has 24 exons. Lineage: Eukaryota; Metazoa; Mollusca; Bivalvia; Ostreida; Ostreidae. The coding region runs from base 430 to 3801 and encodes 1123 amino acids. The record is from RefSeq and is a predicted model, not a curated record.